Molecule: messenger RNA, 1419 nt
Organism: Penicillium vulpinum
Lineage: Eukaryota; Fungi; Ascomycota; Eurotiomycetes; Eurotiales; Aspergillaceae
Product: Aminoglycoside phosphotransferase
Exons: 3
Coding region: 1-1419 (472 amino acids)
Cellular component (GO): mitochondrion
Source: RefSeq, a predicted model, not a curated record
AUGGAUAACGGAUGCGAGGUUUUCGCAAAGCUUCCAAAUCCCAAUGCCGGGCCUGCUCAUUUCACAAUUGCAUCCGAGAUCGCUACACGCAAGUUACUUUCCGACGUGUUGAAGCUCCCUGUUACUCGAGUGCUAGCAUGGUCUUUUGACGCGGCAAGUACUCCUGUCGGGGCUGAGUAUAUCAUUGAAGAAAAAGCGCCUGGUGUUCGUCUCGGCUCUAUCUGGAGCCAAUGGCCCCGAAGUUCAAAGCUCCAAUUGAUCACCCAAGUGAUUGAUAUUCAAAAUAUAUUAACUAACGUGACUUUCGAUAUGCAUGGCUGUAUCUACUUCAAGGAUGAUCUCCGCUCCCUAGGCGAGGAACCCAAAGAAGCCAAUAUUCAGUCUGCUACCACCAGCGUCCCUGAUAUAUUUGCCAUAGGACCUCUCACUACCGGCGAAUUGUGGAAUGGGGUAAGGAGUGGCAUGGAUUUGGAUCGUGGUCCCUGGAAGGAACCUAGUGACUAUACUCGCGCACUGGGACAUAACGAGAUUGCAUACAUCAAGUCACAUGCAAUUCCUCGGAUGAACUAUUAUCGAUCGCUCAAAACCCAGGAAUAUCCCGACGAUGGUCUCGCUCUUUUGACCAAAUAUAUGAAAAUUGCAUCUUAUCUUACUCCUCAACCUACCAACAAAGCAGCAUCAAGCAACUUUUUAAUGCAUCCAGAUCUUCAUCUGAAUAACAUUUUCGUUGAUCCGGAGACCCUUCAAAUCACACGUAUCGUGGAUUGGCAAUCAGCAUGUGUUGCGCCAUUAUUCUAUCAUGCCAAUGUCCCAAAGAUGUGUGCCCACCAUGGGCCUCUUCAAGAAGGCUGGGUCGUUCCCGAAAGACCGAAAGACUUUGAUAAUCUGAGUGCAGAGGAACAACGCAAGAUUGACGCUGAUCUAGAGGGUGAGAUCCUUCACAAAUACUACGAGGCCCAGGUGUAUAAACGAUCCCCUCGUUACUGGUCUGUCCUUCAAAAUAAGAACAUCCCUAUCAUCCGAAAACCAGUUUGGCUCGUCACCGGAGCGUGGGAAAACCGCAAUCUGUUUUUUCUUCGCGAAUCACUCAUCUCGCUCUUCGCUGAGUGGGAAGAACUUGUUCCGGAUGUACCAUGUCCAAUAGAUUUUACCAUCCGGGAUGUUGAGCUUCAUUCCAAGGAACAGGAGAACAUAAAUGGUGUCGGGAAUUUGCUGACAUUGUUCCGAGAUGAAGGCGUGCUUCCAGUGGAUGGUAUGGUCGAUCCCAAAGACUAUGAUACAGCCCUCAAGAAUAGUCGGAAAUUCAAAGAUAUUUUCAUUGAGUUGGCCGAAGAUGACGAAGAGAAGGAAUUAUUCACGAAACUUUGGCCAUAUCAGGAACGAGCAGAUACCGAGAGUUGUGAUGGAUCAGCGCGGUAA